AUGAUUGAGAGUCCAACAGCAGCUGCCGAAGCCCGCGCCGAGCGGCGCAGCACAUACCACGAGGCCGAUGUCGUUGUGGUCGGCGCUGGCGUCUUUGGUUGCGCCAUUGCCUACGCUCUUGGCCAGCAGGGAAGAAGCGUCAUUCUGCUCGAGAGAUGGAUGUCGGAGCCCAACCGUAUUGUCGGCGAGCUGCUGCAGCCUGGCGGCAUCGUCGCCCUUCGCCAGCUUGGUUUGGCUGACACCCUUGAGGGCAUCGACGCCGUGCCGUGCUACGGCUAUAAGGUCAGCUUUCACGGCCAGGGAGUCGACAUCCCCUACCCCUCCUUCGACGAACAGGGCCGCAUUGUCCACGGCUCGAGUCCUGCGGCGGCUGCAAGCGCAAAGCAAAAGGAAGGCAGAAGCUUUCACCACGGUCGCUUCAUUAUGAACCUCCGCAAGGCUUGCCAGAGGCAGGAGAACAUCACCAUUUUCGAGACCGAAGUCACAUCCACGAUCCGCGGCGACGAUCAAGAUACUGUCCUCGGUGUAAGGUCCAAGACGACUGACCCCAAUACCGGCGAGAAGAAGGACGACUACUUCUUUGGUCAGUUGACCAUUAUUGCCGACGGCUACGCCUCCAAAUUCCGCAAGGAGUACCUGCCCCAGGCCCCGGUGGUCAAGUCCAAGUUCUACGCCCUCGAGCUCAUCGACGCCCCCAUGCCCUCGCCCGGUUACGGCCAUGUGGUCAUCGGCAAAGCCUUCCCCGUUCUCCUUUACCAGAUCGGCACCCACGAGACCCGCGCUCUCAUCGACGUGCCCGCCAACAUCCCUGAAGCAUCACCUGCUGCCGGCGGUGUUCGUGGUUACAUCACAAACUGCGUCCUACCCUCACUACCGCCGGCGAUGCGCCCCUGUUUCGAGGCCGCCCUCGCCGACGGCAAGAUCCCCCGCUCCAUGCCCAACUCAUAUCUUCCCCCUUCGCGUCAGAAGGCAAAGGGCAUGCUCCUCCUCGGAGACGCCAUGAACAUGCGUCACCCCCUGACGGGUGGUGGCAUGACCGUCGCCUUCAACGACUGCGUCAUCCUCUCGGAUCUCCUCCAACCCUCGCGCGUGCCCAAUCUCGCCGACCCCCAGGCUCUCGACGAGGUUUUGAAGGAGUUCCACUGGCGCCGCAAGAGUCUGACGUCCAUCAUUAACGUCCUCGCAAUGGCCCUCUACGCUCUCUUCGCCGCCAACGACCGCCAACUUCGCGCCCUACAGAUGGGUUGCUUCUCCUACUUCAAGCGCGGCCACGCCUCGGAACCCAUGGCCCUGAUGGGUGGCAUCAUGCACCAGCCCUCCAGGCUAGCAUACCACUUCUUCAGCGUCGCGUUCCUCGCCAUCUGGCUCAACGCUUUCGAGGUCAUGAGCGGCGCGCUGGGUUUCCUCAAGCUGCCGCUCGCGCUCAUCGACGGCAUCCUCAUCCUCUGGAGGGCGAGUGUCGUGUUUUUGCCCGUCAUGUGGCGCGAGUUGAACUAG
Colletotrichum karsti is the source of this 1497-nucleotide messenger RNA. Its product is annotated as squalene epoxidase. The transcript has a single exon. Bases 1 to 1497 code for a protein of 498 amino acids. Gene Ontology annotation, biological process: ergosterol biosynthetic process. The record is from RefSeq and is a predicted model, not a curated record. Gene Ontology annotation, cellular component: membrane; endoplasmic reticulum. NCBI's taxonomy places the organism in Eukaryota, Fungi, Ascomycota, Sordariomycetes, Glomerellales, Glomerellaceae. Gene Ontology annotation, molecular function: squalene monooxygenase activity; flavin adenine dinucleotide binding.